This is a messenger RNA of Patella vulgata (common limpet), 4290 nucleotides long. Its product is annotated as N-acetylglutamate synthase, mitochondrial. The record is from RefSeq and is a predicted model, not a curated record. Gene Ontology annotation, biological process: L-arginine biosynthetic process. Gene Ontology annotation, cellular component: mitochondrial matrix. Bases 696 to 2303 code for a protein of 535 amino acids. Lineage: Eukaryota; Metazoa; Mollusca; Gastropoda; Patellidae. Gene Ontology annotation, molecular function: L-glutamate N-acetyltransferase activity, acting on acetyl-CoA as donor; arginine binding. The transcript is spliced from 16 exons.
UUGAUAGCAAUGUUUCAUCAUCAUCUUUUUGGGGGUUGGACUCGUUGCGUGAUAAUAGUUACUUUAUUAUGUUUAGGAAUUUCGUGUAGAUCUAAGGUCUAUUUCUAUCAUACUCUGACGAGGGAUUGAAAUUCUUGCAUUGAUAUAGAAACAUUUACAGAUUCUGAGGAGACUGUCAGAGGCCAUCCAGCCUGCUGUUGAAUUGUGAUGAGCCAGUGUACAAUAGACUGAAUAAUACGGGUGGUUUAAUUUUGGUGUUAAUGACCUAUGUAGGGUACUUCUAUUGUUCAGAUCGUAAUAAGACAAUGAUUAUAAUAGGACAAUGAUUAUCUAUAUGCAUGAUACCGGUAGUUUUAUUUUUUGAAUCAGUAUGUAAGAGACUGUAUUUUUCCUUAAAGGAAAAAUUUGAAGAGAAUGGAAAAUUAUUUGAGUAAUAGAAGUGGUAGUACAUAUAAUUAUAAAAUAGGUAUUUAUCCAAGUGUAAAUAUAUGUACGUCAUUAUGAUGACAGUUCAUCUAUAGAUAAGAAAUCCAUACUAUAUUAUAUUCAGUUAUUGUGAUUCUAUAACCAACCAACUUUCAGAAUUAUUGUGGAUUUUACACUCUUAGUGUAGACUUGUAAAAUAAUAGUGUAUUUUCAAAUAUUGUGGAAUCAGUUAUUCAGAAUUUAUUUACAAGGAUUUUAUAGACAUUUCAAUGAUGCAUUUACCCUUGGCAACAAAAGCUUUGUUGGCACCUAAUUUUUCUGUGUAUAAUUCAAGUAAAUAUGUAACAGUACUUUCAAGUUUUCUAAAUCAACACAGUUUUCACAGUAAAUCAAAUUCCAGUACACUCUGUUUGAAUUGUUGUGCUUUAAACUGUCAAGGAAAUUGUCAGAAUAAAAAUGUGAUGAGAAUUCCAAAGCGGUAUAAGAGUCUGUCUGCAAAAAAUGAUGCUAGCAAUGCACUACCUUUAAAAUCCUGGGGUUCAUUUUGUGAUUUCUCUAAGAGAAAUAUGUUGACCUCAGAUGAAACAUCAUCAGAUUUAAAAAGAUUCCUUAAUGAGGUUGGCACCGAUCCUCGAGAAGCCAGGUUUUGGUUAAAACAUUUUCGUACUGUAGAACAACAGAAACCUUUUGCUAUCUUUCAGAUAGACCCAGAAUUAUUUAAUCACCCAGAAGAGCUAAAGACUCUAACAUCCAGUCUUUCGUUUUUACAUCGUAAUAAUAUGAGACCAGUGAUAGUGUGUGGUUCCUAUGUACAUUCUGAGAAAGAUAUCAGUCAGCAGGAAUUUAAGGAUUUAAAGAGUAAAACAGCAUUAGAUAUGACAGUAUUUACAAGUUUAUUAGAAGCUCAUGGCGUGAAAGCUAGACCAUUGUUUGUCGGCAGUGGAUUAAUACAAUGUAAUGAAAACAAUAAGAAAAAAUAUGCAGGUCAAAUAAACAAGAUAAACAUAGAUUUAGUUCAGUGGUGUUUACAUACAAAACAUAUUCCAGUUAUCUCAGCACUAGGUGAAACACCCACUGGUCAGAUUGUACUGUUAGAUUUAUGGUCAUUAACCGAUGAGCUGUCAAAAAUACUUGAACCACUAAAAGUGAUGAAGAUAAAUUUAACUGGUGGUCUAGUCAACGAAAAUAGUCAGGUUAUACCUAAUGUCAACUUACCUGCAGAUCUCGACUCAUGUCAACAAAAACCCUGGUUUUCACAAGAUGUCAAACAUAAGACGUUAAAUAUAUAUAAAUUGUUAUGUUCUAUGCCGAGAGAAACAUCGGUGGUUAUUACAUCUGUUAAUAAUAUUCUACAAGAACUUUUUUCUCAUCGAGGGUCUGGUACAUUUUUUAAAAUAACUGAACCAAUCCAUGUUUAUAAAUCAUUUGAUGGUAUAGAUCUAGAUAGAUUAAAAGACUUAUUUAAUAAGUCGUUUCAGAAAGAUUUAAAAGUUUGUUAUUUUGAUGAUGUUAAAGAUAAAAUAGAUAGAAUAUAUUUAUCUGAAAAUUAUAAUGCUGCUGCUAUUAUACUGCAUGAUGAUACCAACAUUCCUUAUCUAUGUAAAAUAGGUGUGUCUGCUAAAGCUCAAGGGGAGGGAACUGGUGAUAUGUUAUGGCAAUCUGUAACCAAAGAUUUUAAACAACUAUAUUGGAGAUCUCGUAUUGACAAUGUCAUUAAUUCAUGGUAUUUCAAGAAAUCAGAAGGUAGCUGGACAAAUGGAAAAUGGACUAUAUUUUGGUAUGGUGUCAGUGAACCAAGUACGUCAACAGAACUAAUCAAUAAUGCUUUACAUAAGGAACAAUCUUUUCAAAUACCCAGUGAAAAACUUACUGCCUAGAUGUUUUGUGUGAAUUAGUGCUCGGAUGUGUUUUAAUUUUAUUAACCUGUUACUUGUUGCUUGUAUAUAUUGGAAGAUAUGGUAAUCAGAUGAGUUUAAUAAAUGGGAAAAUUAGCCACAAAUAGAAAUCCAAGAUUAUUGUUAUAUUAUGGAAUUUUUUUGGUAGCAAAUUUGCAAUAUGUUUUGGGACUUAUUCAAAGACAAUCCACAGUUAAUUUAAAUUUGUCCAAAGAAAAAUUGAAAUAUAUAUGUUUUGGGGAAUAAUUUAUACCAACCAAUAAAAGAGUAAUGAAAUUAAUAUUUAUUUCUACUACGGUUGGGGUUAUGAUAUCUAUAUUUAUACUGCUUAAUGUAGGAUAGGGGCAAAUUUAUACAUUUUUGACUUGUCUAAAAGUGCAAGCAUACUUUAUGGACCAGGAACUGAUUGUAACAGAAUGACAGCCGUCUUGAAAUUGUGAGGUUAUAGCAAAAAUGGAAGACCGUCCAUCAAUGCACAAUUGUCCAAGGAACAAGCAUGCCAAGCUUCAUGUCAAUUGUACUUGAAUUGGCAAAGCCUUUGGCGUUCCCCACAAGAAGAACAACAACCAGAUGAGUAGUGCUUUUGAACCAAUUCCCGGUCCAAAAAUUGAUAUAUAUGUUGCUUAGGUUGUUGUUGCUUAGGUUUGUUCAAAUGAUAUUUCUUGACCCUAUUGCAAUGUUGUGUUGGAUAUUUUUUAAUUAGUAGUCAAAUUUAAUUCAUGUGACAAUAGUGGGUGCGCAAAUUAUUCGUGCAAAUGUAAACUUGAUAUUCUUUCAAGAUAAUUUUUGCCGCAGCCUAUCUGUCAUGUGCCCAUAAUCAAAUUUCUGUCUUAAGAGUCUCAAUUUGCAGUUUUUGUCAAAUAUGUGUGUGUCAGUAUUAUGAAACUAUUCACGAUAAAACUAGUCUAUUUUUGAUAUUUUGUAAGAAUAAUUGUCUAUAUUCUAGUAAAAGAGUCACUAUCAAUCUCAGGAAGAAAUUAAAUGUAAUUGAUUUAUUGAAAAUAUUCUUAUGCCACCAUAUUAUUGAAAAUUCAACAUAUUAAACUCAUUGUACGACUUGUAAAUUGAAAGUUUAAAAUGGGCAGAUUUGUCUCCAAUAUUGUAUAGAUCUGAACAUGCUCAAUAGAACUGUAUAGUCAACUCAUGUCAAAUCGAAAAUUAUUUUUGAUCAAUCGGUGAAGACCACCAAAAUACUAAUGUGGGACUUUCAUAGUUCAUAAGGGGGGUUGGAUGGCCAAAUGAUUAGCACGUGCGUGCUGUAUCAUGAGGUCUGUCAUUGAGUCAACUGGCGUGGUUUCGAUUCCCCCGGUUGUACGUGACAAGGAGUAGGGUUGCCUGUCACCUCAUGGGUUUUCUCUAGGUCCUCUGGUUUCCUCCCGCUGCUAAAGACCCCUACGCGCAAGCGAAUUAUUGAAAUAAAAUUAGACCAUGUGUUAGUCCAGAAAUGACCUAGCUUGUGUUGAGUGGACAUUAAACCCCAUUUCUCUCCCUCUCUCUCAUAGUUCAUACACUGUACUUAAAGAUGUUAUUGAAUUAUUCUUUUUUAUGUAUUGCUGUUUAAAGUAUAAGUAUACUUGUACAGCCAUAUUUUUUUAUUUACAUAUUACUGCCAUUCACAUACAUGUAAAUGUUUUUAAGUUUUAAUGCAUUUGUUGAAUUAUAUGAAAAAUUUAAAACAUAUUUAUUUUUGGGAAUUGUAUAUAACUCUGGCAUCAUUUUAUUGAUGCUAAAAUAUUUAUAAUACAAAAUAUUUCAAAAGGGGAGGAAUGCGUUGUCUUUGUUGAUAGAGUUGUGUCCCCUUGUGAUAUUACUAUUCAGAAUCAUGGUUUUAUCUACAAACUCAGCAGUGCUGCAACUGUGAUGAUUGGUGGAGAUGUUUUAUUUGUCCCUAUAUUUUUACUCUAUUGUUGCCAUUUCUGGGAUUAAUAGAAAUAAAUUCUGGUUUGCGUAAUUAAUAUUUAUUGACAUA